AUGGCGAGCUGGAAGAGCAAAGCCCACAAGCAUGUCGGGGGGUUACCUUUUGAUCGAUCACCGGCGAGCAAGCGCUUCGCUGAUCACGUGUUCACGCCAGUUCGCACUCUGCCUGGCAGAAAACCAGUUGCUCCCCUCGACGUGCAUCCGCACGGCUCGCUCUCGCACGUGAAUGCGGCGCCCGUGCAUUGCUCGGCAGGACCCGCGCAGCAGGGACUCAGGCAAUGCAUGCGCAUGUAUGCUCCAGGGUCCAGACACUUCGAGGAUCAAUCGCGGUGGUUAG
Ceraceosorus bombacis is the source of this 283-nucleotide messenger RNA. The record is from the annotation of a GenBank genome assembly. Lineage: Eukaryota; Fungi; Basidiomycota; Exobasidiomycetes; Ceraceosorales; Ceraceosoraceae.